AUGCGCUUCCUCUGCCUUCACGGACAUGGCACGAAUUCUCAGAUACUUGAGACUCAACUGGAGCCAUUGAGAGCCCAUCUGCCUACAGAUUGGGAAUUCGACUUUCUGGACGGCGAGAUGGCAGCAGAGCCGGCCACCGGUGAGAUGAUUGUCCAAAACACCCCAACUCGAUGCCACAUUACUGACGAGUAUAUUCUGAGCAUAGGCAUUGACCAAAUCUUUCCUGGGCCCUACCUCUGCUACCACGGAGAGCCGGUCCCCAGCGAUGUAUGGAAUGCCUACAAUCUCAUCAUGGAUGUAGUUCGAGAGGAGGGGCCAUUCGACGGCGUAAUCGCAUUUUCACAAGGUGCCGCAGUGGCAGCGACAAUAAUUGCCCAUGAGGCAGAGGUCAAUCCGGAGGCCGAUGUCUUCAAAGUCGCCGUGUUCCUCUCCGCCACAAUGCCUUUUGACAUGGAGGCCGGUCUAUUGACACUGAUGUAUAAUGGCCAUGUGGAUACUAUAGAGGCAAAGUAUCAGAGCCAGUCUAAUGCAGCACAUUGCGAGAUUGAUAACAACGUCAAUUGGCUUGAGGACUGUCGAACAGCUGGCGUCAUUCAGGAAUUCCAGGCUAGAAGAGCGCAUCUCCACGGUUCAGGCCGACAGAGCAUAGAUGUCUUGCUCCGCUAUCAUCCGUCCAUCCACGAUGUAAAGAUUGGUAUCCCAACAGUUCAUGUGAUUGGUAUGAAGGACGAUUAUGCGGAUCACGGGCGGAAUCUGGCGGGUAUAUGUGACCCCAAGGUCUCGCGGGUCGUGACGCAUGAAGGAGGUCAUCAGUUACCCAGAGACGCUCGUACUCUCGCUAAGACUGCAGAGGCAAUCCAGUGGGCAGUAGAUCGGACGUUAUUCUUGAACUAG
Molecule: messenger RNA, 894 nt
Organism: Penicillium paradoxum
Lineage: Eukaryota; Fungi; Ascomycota; Eurotiomycetes; Eurotiales; Aspergillaceae
Exons: 1
Coding region: 1-894 (297 amino acids)
Cellular component (GO): cytoplasm; nucleus
Source: RefSeq, a predicted model, not a curated record